This is a messenger RNA of Gordionus sp. m RMFG-2023, 4108 nucleotides long. RefSeq lists its product as uncharacterized. Gene Ontology annotation, cellular component: protein kinase 5 complex; cytoplasm; growth cone. Gene Ontology annotation, biological process: axon guidance. NCBI's taxonomy places the organism in Eukaryota, Metazoa, Nematomorpha, Gordioida, Chordodea, Parachordodidae. The record is from RefSeq and is a predicted model, not a curated record. Gene Ontology annotation, molecular function: cyclin-dependent protein serine/threonine kinase activator activity; protein kinase binding. The transcript is spliced from 2 exons. The coding region runs from base 323 to 3979 and encodes 1218 amino acids.
GAUUCUUUUAGUCCAUUUUAAAAAAUUAUUUUUUUACACUAUAUUUUAUUUUAAAAAACAAUUUAUUUUCAUCUGUGAAACAAUAUGUGUUAAAAAUAAAUCUGAGGAAAAUCUUUUCAGUCCUAUUAGGAAAUUAAAACUUGAAUAUCAAAAUCUAGAUUUUACAUUCUUCAUUAUAUAUCAAUUAAUCGACACUGGACCACAGAAAAUCGAUUCCAAUAAAUAUCUAAUCUAGUAAUUUAAAGCAUCAAAAAAAUAACAAUAAUAACAGUAGUCAAGCAAUUACAAAUGAAACUAUGCGAGUAAAAAUUACGUGACCCUGAUGAACUUGCAUGGUAACAAGCUUGAAAAAGACAUUUUCGAGCUAUCCAAAUUACACAUAGGUGCCAUUAACUACUUUUAUUACAAGAACUGCAAAUACUAUGAUUCGAUUGGACAGGAUAAGGAUAAUUAUAUACGGGUUAACGAUUUGGUCAAGAUGGACCCUCACCUCUGUAACAAAUGUAUUAUAUUAUACAUUAAUCACCUACUGUAUGAAGAAUUGAUAUACAUUUUAAUCAAACGAAAUAGUUGUACCAAAAAUAUAAUAUCAUUAAAAAAUUGUUCACAGAUCCAUAUUAAGAGCACAUACUUUCUAGAAAAUUUCUUCCACCCUAAAACUUUUGAUUCUUUCUUCAAUUAUUUGAUUAUAUUAGAGCCAGGAAAGUUGGAUAUGCUCCUUAAUUUACGAUUUUACCAAAAAACUCGAAAUGAUUGCCAUAAAAAUAAAAUUAAUUAUGCAAGUAUUAUUAAAAAUGAUGUAAUACCGUCUCACGAGAUUGCUGCCUAUAGUGAUAUAAUAGUUAGGACUCCUGAUCAAUAUUUAUUCGACGUUAAUCCUAUUUUAAACCUUAAAUCAGUCUCAUAUGAAAUUUUUAAUAGGGUUGAUAUUGACACCAAGAUCAAUUUAAUUAAGACCAAUGUUAACGCCGACAUAGAACAUCGUAAUUUUAACAACAAUAAUAAUAUAAAAAGAAUUCAUAAAAAAUCCAAAUUACUCGAUAACAUUCACACAAUUAAUAGAGAUGAAGUUAACCGCUUCUAUGACAAAAAAAUAAGUGUAAAUAGAUCCUACAAACAUAUCAUGGGCAGUUUUAACAUAGCCAAAUUCAAAAGUAUGAUGAAAGGUAUAGAAAAAAAUGCGUUGGAAAGCAAGCUUAACGAUUUUUCAACUCCUGGCCUACUCAGAUAUGACAAUAAAAUAAACAAUGUUAUAUUAUGCGCUAGUGAAAACGAUAUAAACCGAUUGAUUUUAAGAGGAAACGUGCCUAAAGCAUCCUUAAUAAUAACGGGUAACAAAUUCGCGAGAUCUGGUUUUCUUAACUUGAUGAGAAAAAAAGUGUCAAUACACAAAGCUUUGCAAAACGGUAAAAAGUAUGAAUCUAUAGAGUUUAGCCCACAAAAUAAUUCAACAAAAAAUUUCAAGACUUCAAAAAUGACCUUUACAAGACAGGAGCCUAAUAAGGAUGAGAAUGUCCCCUCUAAGACCAUAUUGAUUGGAAGUAACACAAAUCAAUUGAGAUCCCGUAAAUUUAGUAAAAUUUUAAAUUCGAAUUUCUUCAACCCUUUUUACAGAGUCAAUAAGGUUGACGUGAUAAGUAAAUCGACUGCCAAGAUAUGCCAAAGGAAAAAAAAGUUUACACAAAAUAUGGUAGGUCAUCGUAGCGACAAAAACUCUAAGAUGAUAGGAAAGAUUCCUAUUAAUUCUAAAAUUUCCUUUUCCAGAGUUUCAAAAAAUUGUUUAACAUCAUAUAAUAAUCAUGAAUGGGCAAAAUUACCCAAUUCAAAAUCCUUAUUUUAUUCUACCCGUUUAAAGAGUAGUGAUCCGCAAAUUAAUUUAUCUUGGAUGGUCGCUGACUAUAAUAAAAAUAAAAAUAGCAAUUGCCCAAAUAACGAUGCGAAAUAUGUUUCGGCUAUUAUGGCAUUAAAAAACAUUGGCAGUGAAGAUUUAUUGGUGUCUUUGGCGAAAUGGGUAUUGAGAAAGUUGCAUAUAGUGUUGCUAAUAAUCGAUUUGGCAGUUUGUGGUUACGAAUUUGGCCAAGAACAAAAUAAUGACAAUAAAUCCAUAGAUUCCUUUGUACUUAGUACCUCAAAAAAAAAAUUGGAUUUGAUAGGUUCAGAUUUUGAAUACGAUAGUUUAUUAAAUAAUGAUGGUACGAAUAUUCAGAAUAAUUAUGAAUACGAGCGUAACUACCCUAUUAGCCCUUACCACACCCCCAUGUAUGAUAGCGAAGUUUAUUUAAAUUCUGAUGCACUGUUACCUAUUAAGAGUUUAGGCUCAUCGUUCUUGAAGAAAGGUGUUGAAGCGCCAAUCGACCAUGAUAAUAUAGAAUAUGUAAAUGAUUUUGAAAUGAACAAUCAGCGCAAGAGCCUUAUUAACCAUAAAUUCAAAGCCUCAUUUAAGAAUUUGAUGAGAAAAUUUACUCGAUUACAAAUAUCCAAUCCCUCGCCAGAUCAACUAUCCAAAAAAAUUAACCCAAGUAUUAAUAAGUUGUGGAAUAAAAAAUUGAAAGAUAUUGAUACGAAUUACAGUGUUCCUGGGAAUUUGAAAGGGCAUACUUAUAGAUUUAGUUAUUCUCCUUACUCGAAAAAAAAUUAUCCAAUACCCAUUACAAAUAAUGUCAACAAAGACAUGUAUGAUGGUAAUAAGGAAUCUCAAAAUAUAGUAAAGUCAAAAUUUUCUCAGACAUUUUUGAUAUGGAAGAUGAUUAACGCAAGCUUAUCCCAAGACACCAAUAAAGAUACACGUCUUAAAAAAUUUGUGCCGCAAAAUGUGAAAUCCUUAAGAUCCAUUAUCGAUAUCAAUAUUGAAGAUAUAAUUAAUUGGAUCAAAAGGAUAGACCGAAAAUUAUGUGCCCAAGGCUGGCAGGAUUUAAAUUUCUCGGAUGAACCAGCAAAUAUAAUAUUUUUAUUUGGAAUUUUAAAAAAUCAGUUUUCAGUCCAAACAAUUUUAAAUCAUUGCUUGACAGCUGUGAAAAAGUAUGUCAAGCUUUACUCCCAUAGAACUAAAGAGAGCUUAUUAAAUAAAAGUUUCCGAACAGCCACCGACUCGGGCUACGGCGAUAAUUCUCCAUACCAAGUAAAUGAAGUGCACAAAAAUAUCUUGAAUGCUCUAACACUCAUAUUAAGCUUAGGUGAAUAUAACGAAUCCCACCAAAAUAGAGCAAAAGUGAGAAGAUAUUUUAAAUUUAAUGACCUUGAAUCUCUAACCGCCGAUCCAACAAUGCAAAAUAAUGAUGGCCAAAUAGGUACUUUAGAAAAUAUCGAAAUCAAUCUAAAUAUAUUAUUAAAGUCUGAUAAGCUCGAUGAUAAUGGAAUCCAAAAUUUUGAAUCAGCUUUUCAGAGUAUAAACAAUGGAAAAUAUAUGGAAAUAACGGAAACUAUAUUGAAAGCAUUGUCGCAAAUGUCCGAUUUUAAAGCUAUGGUUAAACGAAGUAUUAUGUCGACUCUGUACAUAUCCUUUUGCUAUAUGGGUAACGAAAUUUCUUACCCGGUAAAACCUUUUUUCAGUUUUGAUUAUACGAGCGAUGAAAGUUUUUAUGACGAUUCCUAUGAUAGCUUAGAUGAGGGUUGCAACGAUUAUGAUUACAAUGUGCCCCAUAAAAAAGAUAUAAACAAUUCCAUGCGCGAAAUAAAUGUGGGAAAAAGCUUUUGUGAACUCAAUAAUAGCAAUAAGAGCGCGAGAACUCAUUCCUUAUCUAGAUUUUCCAUGGAUGAUAAGGAAAUCGAACAACUACCCUUAAACGAUGGCAAUUAUCCAUUUAAUAAUGACAACAAUAUGGUGGGCAGAAGAUUAGUGCGAAAGAAGAAAAGGAGUAAGAAAGAAGAAUUUUGGAUGGAAUGCUUAAACAUUAUUGAUAAUUGUAGCCACGCUAUGCUCAUGACAAACUCGGAACCCAAUUAUUUGUUAGAUCUCUACCAGGAAUUGGUGACCUUAUGAGUAUGUCAAAUGUUUCAGCAUAUCAAUUUUUAUUAUUGAUAAAAGAAUAUUUAAAGUCAACAAAAUCAUGCAUUUUUUUAAAUAUUUAUUUGUCAAAAUAUUAUAUAAUUAUAUUAGUAAUGCAAGCAA